AACCUUCAAAAACCCUAGCCAAACCUUUUCUUACGCCUCUCUAGUUUUCCUCACCAUCCUUCUAAAACCCUAGCUACCAUACUUUUUCUUACGCCUCUCUCACAAUGUCGUUCAGACAAUACAAGUCACUCGUUCCGGGAAGUUAUGUAAGUCGACGGAAAUCUGAAAUGACGGACUUGAGGAAGAAAGAACGAGAAUCUACCUUGCAGAAGAAACGCCAGCAGGGGCACUCCAUUUUGGAGUAUAAUGAGAUCCAGAAGAAGUUGGAACAGCUACCUACAAUGAUUUCAGGGGUUUUGUCUAAUGAUCCCGAUCGGCAGCUUCAGAUGACUGCUAAAUUGAAGGAACUCUUGACAGAAGAAUUCUAUCCUCCAAUCGAACAAGUCAUCAAGUCUGGUGUUCUUCCAUAUUUUGUCAAGUUUCUUGGGAUGAAAGACCAUCCACAACUUCAGUUUGAGGCGGCUUGGUGCCUCACAAACAUUGCGGCGGGCACAUCCGAGCAUACAAAGGUGGUAAUUGCUCACGGGGCCAUCCCUGUUUUUAUUGAAUUACUAGAAUCUCCUAGAUAUGACAUCCGGGAGCAGGCCAUUUGGGCUUUAGGAAAUAUAGCUGCAGAUUUGCCUGGAACUCGCGACAAGAUCCUAAACCAAAAUGCAAUGGGUCCAUUAUUGGCGCAAUUUUAUGGACAGACUAAGCCUUCAAUGCUGAGAAGUGCUACAUGGACACUUGCUAAUCUUUGUGGGGGCAAACCCCAACCAGCAUUUGAUAAGACACAAGAGGCACUGCCAAUUCGUCUCAUUCAGUUGGCAGAUAUAGAGGUGUUGCAGGAAGCGUGUCGAGCUAUCGCUUACCUCUCCAACGGCACACAUGAUGACAUACAAACGGUUGUGGAUUCGGGAGUGAUCCCCAAGCUCGUCGAGCUUUUGGAUCACCCUUCUUCGCCGUCGGUGAUCUUUCUUGCUCUUCGUACCAUUGGAAAUAUUGCAACUGGAAAUGAGAAACAAAUGCAAGUGAUAUUAUAUUUCCAUGCUAAACAUAUUACUGUGGAGCAUAACCAAGUCUUUCUUGCGUUUAUCAUCGACCAACGCGUAUUACGUCAUCUUCUUCUUCUGUUGACAAAUGAGUCCGAGACCAACAUUAAGAGGGAAGCUUGUUGGACCAUCUCCAACAUCACUACCGGCAACAUGGAGCAGAUUCAGGCUGUAAUUAAUGCUGGCAUAAUUGAUCCUCUGGUCCGUCUGCUUCAAAAUGCACAGUUUGAUAUCAAGAAAGAGGCUGUUUGGGCAAUCUCAAAUGCUACUUUUGCUGCCAGUUGGUCACAAAUGAGAUACCUAGUGGAUGGAGGAUGUAUCAAGCCAUUGUGCGAUCUUCUAACUUGUUCUGACCCGAGGAUUGUGUCUGCCUGCUUGAAAGGGCUAGAAAACAUCUUGAAGGUUGGAGAAGAUGAGAAGAACAUGGGUCUUACUGGAGGGGUCAAUCACUAUGCUGAAAUGAUUGAAGAAGCUGAGGGGCUGGAUAAGAUAGAGUCUGUCCAAAAUCAUAACGAUGAGGAGAUUUACAAGGAGGUACUAAUGAUUCUUACCAAAUAUUGGGAUGCAGAUUGAAGUUCAGUUUAGUCUGUAACGUAAAACUGUGAAGGAGUAGAUAAUGGGUGGAUAGAGGACAUAUAACAUGAACAGCUUGAGCAUUCAUAUUAAUGUUUUUAUUUUUAUUUUUAUUUUUAUUUUUUUUUAAUGGAAAAGGAAUAUGGUUAUUCCAUGUUUACUAAAUACAUUUUCUUUAUGUUAAAUGUUAGGCUAUUGAGUAUUUUUAGAUCACACCAAAA
Molecule: messenger RNA, 1825 nt
Organism: Cornus florida
Lineage: Eukaryota; Viridiplantae; Streptophyta; Magnoliopsida; Cornales; Cornaceae
Product: importin subunit alpha-4-like
Exons: 10
Coding region: 105-1604 (499 amino acids)
Biological process (GO): NLS-bearing protein import into nucleus
Cellular component (GO): nucleus; cytoplasm
Molecular function (GO): protein binding; nuclear import signal receptor activity
Source: RefSeq, a predicted model, not a curated record